This is a messenger RNA of Lepisosteus oculatus (spotted gar), 2026 nucleotides long. It is a transcript of the gene eif2b4, whose product is annotated as eukaryotic translation initiation factor 2B, subunit 4 delta. Lineage: Eukaryota; Metazoa; Chordata; Actinopteri; Semionotiformes; Lepisosteidae. The record is from RefSeq and is a predicted model, not a curated record.
GGAGGAGAACGGAAUGAUGGGAUCGAGUGUCAAAUUGUACCGUUCUAGUUGCUGAACAUGGCUGAUUUAGGAGAGAGAGGCCAGGUGCAACGGAAUGAUAGUACCCCAGCGUUGCAAGAUGAAAGUGACCCAAAGAAAAAAGAUUUAUUAAUCUGCAAAGCUGAGGGCAAGGAGCUGUCCAAGGAGGAGAAGCAACGGCUGCGAAAAGAGAAGAAGCAGCAGAAGAAAAACAAGAAGGAGGACAAGGGUUCUGCAGACAAUGAGAAAGAGAAGAAAGCAGUUGUUCCUGCCAUUGGACAGCAGACCCAGACACAGAAAGCUCCCCAGUUAGGCUCGGUGUCUGAGGCCCCAGCAGGAGUAGAGAAGUCUGCCCCAGCCAAGAGCAAAGCAGAGCUGCGCGCAGAGAGAAGAGCCCGGCAGGAAGCGGACCGAGCUGCCAAAACAGGCAAAAAAGACCCCGGUCAGCCCCCUUCUACUGCCAAGCCUAAGGCUCUUCCCAGUGAACCACAGCCAGUUGUGAAGCGGCUUCCAGAGCACAUUCAAGUGGAUGAUCCUGCAGUGCUGAAGAAGCUGGCCAAGAAAUUGGAAAGGCAACAGAUUCCACUGAGAUCCGAGUAUGGGCACAAAGUCAGUCUCUUCUCCCAUCUGCAUCAGUACAGUCGAAAAGCCCCACUGACCCAGCAGAUAAGCAUUCCCUCCACAGUGAUCCACCCCUCUAUUGUGCGCCUAGGGCUGCAGUAUUCUCAUGGCAUCAUUGCAGGGUCCAACUCCCGCUGUAUAGCCUUGUUACACAGCUUCAAGCAGAUUAUCCAUGACUAUACGACCCCCCCAAAUGAGGAGUUGUCCAGAGACCUUGUCAACAAACUGAAGCCGUAUAUCAGUUUUCUCAAUCAGUGUCGACCUCUCUCUGCCAGCAUGGGAAAUGCAAUCAAGUAUCUAAAAAAAGAAAUUUCCAACAUUUCAAGCCAGUGCAAAGAAGAAGAGGCAAAGUCUAAACUGCUGAGCUGUAUCGAUAGGUAUAUUGAGGAGAAGAUUCAUUUGGCAGCGAAAGCCAUCUCCAAAUCUGCCUUUGAGAAAAUCAGUGACGGAGAUGUGAUCUUAGUCUAUGGGUGCUCCUCCCUUGUGAACUACAUCCUGUGUGAUGCCUACGAGAGGGGCAGGAAGUUCCGUGUGAUUGUUGUGGACAGCCGGCCCAGGCUGGAGGGCAGGGAGGCCCUGCGGAGGCUGGUGAGGAAGGGCAUCUGCUGCACCUAUGUCCUCAUCACUGCCAUCUCCUACAUACUGCACGAGGUGUCUAAGGUGUUUGUUGGUGCCCACGCACUCUUGGCCAAUGGUUAUGUGAUGUCACGGGUGGGAACAUCUCAAAUAGCUUUGGUUGCCAAAGCAUUCAAUGUGCCUGUGUUGGUGUGCUGCGAGACCUACAAGUUCUGUGAAAGAGUGCAAACAGACUCAUUUGUAUCCAAUGAACUUGACGAUCCAGAUGACCUGAUUGUGACACGGAAAGGAAAUACGCAGCUGGAGAAAUGGCAGGAAAUAAGCUCACUCCGCCUUUUGAACUUGGUCUACGACGUCACGCCACCAGACUUUGUGGAUCUAGUGAUCACAGACUUGGGCAUGAUCCCCUGCACUUCUGUACCUGUGGUACUGCGUGUGAAGAAUGUAGAUCAGUAAAGGAGCACUUGGAGCACUGAAGGUGUUACAGCUGCUCUAUCUCAAUGUGUGAUUUUUUUUUUUUAAUUUGGUUUGUAUCAUGACCAAAGCAAGUAUGUAUAUUACUUGGGAAAAGUGAAAUUGAAUCCAUGCUUAAUGACAAGGAAAAACAUAUUUUUUCCCUUUAGUGAAAUUUUAAAAGAAUGCAUGAUAUUUAUAUCAAAGCAUUUUAUUUCUAGCAGUUACAUCACUGUUAAAUAUUUAAAAUGAUCAAUUAAUAGAAAAAGAAUGCAGCCAUGGAGGAUGCAGGUGUAUUGCAUUUAUUUGUACUUAACUGCAGUUGAACUUCUAAUUAAAGCACUGUCCUUAUGCUCAA